ACCAUGACAAGCUAUCAACACCGCAAUGGCUCCCAAAAUCGCCCUAAUCACCGGAUGCAGCACUGGCAUUGGCCAUGCUCUGGCCGUUGAGUUCGCUUCUCGUGGAUAUCAAGUGAUUGCAACUGCCAGAAAUACGGCAAGUCUCAAGCAGCUAGAACUCGAUCAUUCAAACAUCAAAGCACUUGCGUUGGAUGUAUGCGACGGAGACAGCAUUGAUCGCCUGUACGAUGAGGUCAGCGUGCUGGCCAAUGGCGGUCUGGCAUACCUUGUGAACAAUGCCGGCGCACAUUACGCUGCUCCAGCGAUCGAGUUGGAGGCUGAUCGUAUUCGGAAUGUCUUCGAGACGAAUGUCGUCGGAGUAAUGCGAAUGUGUGCCAAAUUCUCGAAGCUGCUCAUUGCCGGACGUGGAACGAUCGUGCAGAUAGGCAGCGUCACGCGCGCUGUCCCGGUCGUGUGGCAGAGCCCAUACAAUGCCACAAAAGCAGCCUUGAGUCAAUACACCAAGACUUUACGUCUGGAACUCCAGCCCUUCGGUGUCCAUGUCUGCGAGGUCGUCACGGGUUAUGUCCAGAGCAACAUCUUGCGCGAUGGCCUGCAAAGCGCCCCGGACUCCCUGUACACGCCCAUCAAAGAUCACAUUGAAACCAUGAAGAAUAAGGGCAACAGCAAUGGCAUGCCGGCAGCAGUCUACGCUCGAAGAGUUGUGGACAAGCUGGUGCGGAAAAAUCCUCCCCCAGAAUUCUGGGAAGGCGCACAAAGUUGGUAUCUAUAUUAUAUCACGACGUGGAUACCAACCUGGAUCAGUCACAAAAUAUUCUAUGCUGUGUUCAAACUUGCUAAGCUGCGGCGGUGAUGCGGAGCUAUUUUGUAAUCUAUUAUCGAAUAUAGUUCCAUGGCGAUGUGCGACACAAAGGCUGCUCAUUGCGAUUUGUUCUUCUUUUGCUGGACACCGGCACACAUUCCAAACUGGAACGCCAACUUUCCACCGAGACCUGCGCCGAAGAACAUUAGCCCACAGAAGAUAGCCUCCAACGCGACGAUUCGGGG
Messenger RNA from Dissoconium aciculare CBS 342.82, 1047 nucleotides. RefSeq names its product NAD(P)-binding protein. Gene Ontology annotation, molecular function: triacylglycerol lipase activity; acylglycerone-phosphate reductase (NADP+) activity. The record is from RefSeq and is a predicted model, not a curated record. Lineage: Eukaryota; Fungi; Ascomycota; Dothideomycetes; Mycosphaerellales; Dissoconiaceae. Gene Ontology annotation, cellular component: endoplasmic reticulum; lipid droplet. The transcript is spliced from 4 exons. Bases 26 to 853 code for a protein of 275 amino acids. Gene Ontology annotation, biological process: phosphatidic acid biosynthetic process; triglyceride catabolic process.